Messenger RNA from Colletotrichum lupini, 786 nucleotides. RefSeq lists its product as uncharacterized. The record is from RefSeq and is a predicted model, not a curated record. The transcript is spliced from 4 exons. The coding region runs from base 1 to 786 and encodes 261 amino acids. NCBI's taxonomy places the organism in Eukaryota, Fungi, Ascomycota, Sordariomycetes, Glomerellales, Glomerellaceae.
AUGGAGUUAAACAGUGGCCAAGCCAGGUACCGAAAAGUGACCAAACCUCCAAGGAAGGUACGCGCAGCCCUAAGCCAUUGGCUCAAACGGACGACCACCCCAAUCUGGCGACUCUUGGACGAUUCUGGUGUUGUGAUUGGCCACGAUCCCAGUCACCAGCGCCUGCACGGCUUCUCGAUUGGGAGUCAGAUUCAUCGCGACCUCCCUCAGCCCUCUUCUUCCCCCUUCACAGUUUCUUCUCUGCUGUUGUCUCGAUCUCUUCACACGGCUCCCUCUUGCUGGCUCACUGGGGGCAACAAGGCCCCCAAGGCACAGUGUGGACGAGCAAUGGGCUGGUCCCAAGGUGUUUCUGGUCUCGUCCGAGACAGUAUUGUGGACCCCCCUUACCGGCUGCUCUCCCGCUCCACCGCCCACGUCCCAUUCUCCCAUGGACCCAGUGGAGAGAGAGACUCAGACCUCGUCUCUUCGGGUUUUUUUCAUCUGGAGGGUGAUUUUCGGUCCAUCUUCACGUUCUUCUGUACAAUCGUUCACUCCAACCUUAUUCCCUUCUUCGCGACGGCUUCGUCGACUUCUCUCUUUUCAAAAACCCUUCCUUCUCGUGUGCUCGUCCCCGCUGGGUGGUGGAGGUUCCGUUACAUUUUUGCUGGUCGAAGACAGUCCUUACCCACCGACACCAGCGAUACCGACGACACCGACGAACGCAUACCCGCCGAUUUUUUCCCUAUCGAUCACCAAAUUCUAGACACAAAGAGACGCCGGACGUCAAAAUCAAACAUCAAUCUCUAA